Labrus mixtus (cuckoo wrasse) is the source of this 1135-nucleotide messenger RNA. Its product is annotated as junctional sarcoplasmic reticulum protein 1. The transcript is spliced from 7 exons. The coding region runs from base 150 to 971 and encodes 273 amino acids. NCBI's taxonomy places the organism in Eukaryota, Metazoa, Chordata, Actinopteri, Labriformes, Labridae. The record is from RefSeq and is a predicted model, not a curated record.
CUGACUGACUGACUGACACUUUUUGUUUUUUCUUUCCCGGCACCUGUGCCCGGCUGUCAGACGGUUCAGAGUGUGACUGCUGUCAUCUUUGCAGAGGAACAACAGGCUCAGUGACAAAGGUUCCUCCGAAGCCACCCAGAGGACCCCAAAUGUUGAGGGAAGGGAUGGAAGAAAGCUAUGAGACAUUUGAGGAGGAGUUAGGGCCAUCAAGAGCAGAUUCUCUUCCACAGAAGCCUGUUCGACAGAUCCGCAGACCAGAAAUGUAUGCUACAAGAAAAGUCAGAGAGGAAAUGGCUCCACAGCAACCGAGAGCAGAACCCAAGACUUUACCCAGAGAACCCAGCUUUCCAAGAACAACAACCUUGCCUAAAGCCUUGUCCAGCCAAAACCUGGCCCAGAUUGAAAGACCAUGGGAAAAUGUCACCCUCAACCGCUGUCUUUUUAUGGCCAUAACCAUCCUGGUGCUUACCUCAGGCUUUCAGAGGCUUCAUGAAACCAUGCGAGGUCGGGGGCCAUCAGAGGAGGACGAGGAAGUCGAAUUGACAGUGAGACGGCCGGGUGCAUUACGACACAGAGGACAACCCGCAGAGCCUGAAACAACACUAUGGGAAGUCAUGUUGUGGUGGUUGCCAGACCUUGAUGAUGAAGAUGAGGAGGACGAAGAGGAUGACGAUGAAGAUGGAGGAGUUAAAAGAGGAAAGUCAAAGAGAGGAGCACCAGCACGAGCAUCCAAAGGUCUAAGAAACAAGCCACUACCAGACAAAAAGCUCUUGAAGCAAAGAGAGGGAAAAGUGAAGGACAAAAGAGCCAAAAAGGCCAAGGAUGAUGAAUACAAAGAGAAGAAAGAAAGAGAUAAAUCAGAGGAACUCGAUGAGGAAGCGGGUGAUGAAGAUGCCGAGGACAGAGAUGAGGAGGCAGUGCCCAAGAAAACAAAAAAAAUGGUGGAAAAGAAGAAAACUCUGAAGGGAUAAGAUGCUUUCUUUGUUUCUCUUUCACUGACAGAAAUGCAUUUUCUCAAUAAUUUUCAGAUGAAUUGGUUCAAAAACAUGUGUUAAAGGUGACAAAGAUUAAAUCGUUAACAGAUUUUCCUUUUCUAAAAAACAGUAUCAAGUUAACAAUAAAAUGUUAUACCAGU